AUGUCUACCUUCCAGGAGUGGGAGUCCAAGCAACCUUGGCUGGACAUCCGCUGCAGCCUGGGCGAAGGCCCCUUCUUCGACGAAGAGAGCGGCACGGUCCGGUUCCUCGACAUCAAGCAGAAGCGGAUACACCAGGUGUCGCUCAAAGACGGCAUCUCCAGCCUCGAGACCAUCCAGCUCGACGUCGCCCCCACCGUGACGUGCAACAUCGCCGGCGUCAAGCCCAGCGACCGGAUCCUUAUCGCCGUCAAGACAGGCAUCGCCGUCCUGGACUGGAAGACGGGGAAGUACGAGGUGAUUGGUGCCUUUCCCCCCAAUAAGCGGCUUCGAAGCAACGACGGCUCGGCCGACCCACAGGGCCGGUUUUGGGUCGCCACGAUGACGGAUUUCGAGUUUGGGGAGUGUUCACUCUACUAUUUCACAAAGGACCACCAGGCCGUCGAGGUCCUCAAGGACCUCAUCAUCCCUAAUUCAGUAGGCUGGUCUCCAGACAACAGCGUAAUGUACUUUACCCACUCGACAGCCCACCAGGUGCUGGCCCUGGACUACGACGUAGAGUCCGGGCAGGCCACGAACCAGCGCGUCUUCUACGAGCACAAGGGUCCCGGGGACCCAGACGGGUUCCGCGUCGACGUGGAGGGCAACAUCUGGCAUGCCAUCUGGGGCGAGUCUCGAGUCGUCAAGAUCAGCCCGGCCGGCGAGCUCGUUGGCCAGAUCAACCUGCCGACGCGAAACAUCACGUGUGUCCAGUUUGCGGGCACGGAGCUGGUCAUCACGACGGCGGCGGACGAGGACGGCGACGACGAGACGAGCAGGCGGUUUGGAGGGGCGGUGUUCAAAGUGGAGGUCGGGGUUCGUGGACUGGGACUUUUUGACUUCACGCUCAACACAGAAUAA
Messenger RNA from Clonostachys rhizophaga, 897 nucleotides. Lineage: Eukaryota; Fungi; Ascomycota; Sordariomycetes; Hypocreales; Bionectriaceae. The record is from the annotation of a GenBank genome assembly.